Messenger RNA from Ictidomys tridecemlineatus (thirteen-lined ground squirrel), 2218 nucleotides. The record is from RefSeq and is a predicted model, not a curated record. NCBI's taxonomy places the organism in Eukaryota, Metazoa, Chordata, Mammalia, Rodentia, Sciuridae.
GUCUGUCAUCCUCCCCGUCCACAAUGCGGAGCUGUGGCUGGAUGCAUGUUUGGAGUCUGUGCUGCAGCAGGACUUCCAAGGCACCAUGGAGCUCUCUGUGUUCAAUGAUGCCAGAUAAGUCUAUGGCUAUAAUUGAAAAGUGGAGACCCAAGCUGGAGGACUCAGGCAUCCUGGUGGUCAUUGGAGGCCACGAGUCUCCUUCUCCCCGAGGAGUUGGAUAUUCUAAAAAUCAAGCAAUUGCACAGAGCUCAGGGUCUUACCUUUGCUUCUUGGAUUCAGAUCGAACCCAGUGCCUCACGCAUGCUAGGCAAGCGCUCUACCACUGAGCCACAACCCCAGCCCUUGGCUUGGUUCUGGAAAACCAUUUUUCUCUGUUAUGAUCAGACUUAAAGUGGACCUGUCUGUGCCUUUAACUGUGCCUGCGUGACCACAUCUGGACCUGCGACCGCAGGACGACGUGAUGAUGCCUGAAAGAGUGAGGCUGCAACACGAGGCUGCCGCUCAGCACCCCACCAGCAUCAUCGGGUGCCGUGUGAGGAGAGACCCCCCGGGUUCCACCGAGCGGUACACACGCUGGAUCAACCGGCUGGCGCCCGAGCAGCUUCUGACACAGGUGUUUACCGCCAACGGCCCCACAGUGAUCAUGCCCACGUGGUUCUGCUCGCGAGCCUGGUUUGCCCACGUGGGCCCAUUUGACGAGGGUGGGCAGGGCGUGCCGGAGGACCUGCUGUUCUUCUACCAGCACCUCAGGAAGGGGGGCAGGGUCCUCCGGGUGGACCAGACCCUGCUCCUGUACCGCUACCACCCCCAGGCGGCCACGCUCUCUGUGCUUGAGGCACCCAGCCAGCCCUGGCCACCCCUGCUUCCCAGGACCACCAUCUGGACCCACCGUGUCUGCUUCCUGGAGGAGUGGGCCCUGCCCCAGUGGACGUCCUUCACCAUCUGGAACGCGGGCAAGCAGGGACGCAGACUGUACCGCAGCCUCACGGCUGCCAGCCGCUGCAAGGUGGUGGCCUUCUGCGACGUGGACGAGAACAAGAUCAGGAAAGGCUUCUACUGCUACGAGGAGGCUCAGGAAAGGCCCAAGCCGCGUGUUCCUGUCCUGCACUUCAGAGCUGCCCGGCCACCCUUCGUCCUCUGUGUGAAGCUGCUGACGGCCAUGGCCGCUGCCCUAGUGUGGUCUGAGCGGAGCGCCACUCAGGCUCCAAGACCAAAUCAUGGCCUCCUUGGCACGUCACCUCAUUGCCCCUGGCUGCUGACGACCAGCCUGCCUCUGAUGGACUCCAGGCCUCAGGCCUGUCCAGCACUUGGCUGAUGUGUGUCGGGCGUCACUGACCUCUCCGUGUCCCUGCGCCAUCCGGCGUCUGAGGCCGGAGCCCUCGCACAGCCUGGGUUCUGGCAUGUCCACCAGGCCAGCCUCUGCUCACUCCCAUGCCCUCACCAGCUCAUCCUCACCUUCACUGCAGCCGUGCACUCCAGGACACAAGUGGACGCUGGACUGUGGCCAUCAGGGGCACGGGUCAGCAGCACUGGCCUGGCUCUCUGUGGACUCAGAGUGCCCCCCGGGGCUCUGCCUGCCUCUCCUGCACCCUCAGGCAGGCCUGGGCUCCCACCCGCAUGUCACCACACCUGCCUUCCCGGUGCUGGUGCAGAGUGUCCUGUGCCUGCUCCCUCCACUGCAGCACACUGGCCACCUCCCCGUGGCCUCCCCUGGCAGCCAGCCUGGCGCUCCGCUGCUGUGCGUCCACACUGGCCCAGUGCUCACUCACCCUGCGCCCCACGUCGGCACAGGGUGCUCUGUGCAGCCGAGAUGACGCCGGUGCCUUGAGCUGACCUGCAGCUGUGGCAGGUACCAGGAGGCAGAGCCGUGUCACCAGGGGCCUCCAGCACACGGCUGAGGUGGGAGACAGGGUUCAAGUGGGCCGGCAGGGAGCUGGCCCCCAGGGCACGUCUGUGCAGCAGGGCUGGAAACCAGACUUGGGCCAGGCCUCACCAAGCUCAGGCCGACCCCCACGAGUCAAAGGGGGGCAUGGAGGCCUGAGUGGACCAAGAGCGCGUGCAGGCAGGUGGACACCGAGUGCCUCAGCAGGGCUGGGCUGGGGGCCAGCUCCCCUGGCCCACGGCACCCUCCAGGAGCCCUCUCUGCAGGUCUACAGACCUGCCCUGCAGGAGCCCUGCUCUCUCCCUGUGGCUCUAAUAAACCGUUACUUUGCCCUCG